Molecule: messenger RNA, 2640 nt
Organism: Cajanus cajan (pigeon pea)
Lineage: Eukaryota; Viridiplantae; Streptophyta; Magnoliopsida; Fabales; Fabaceae
Product: Ribonuclease inhibitor
Cellular component (GO): cytoplasm
Source: RefSeq, a predicted model, not a curated record
UAUUAUUUAUCUAUAUAUAUAAAUAUUAUAUUCUCUAUUCUCUCUCUUUCUCUCUCGCUCGCUACCGCCAACUCGAUCGGCAUCGGCACCCACUCGAGGGGAAACGCGAUUCCCUUUUCCCUUCGCAACAACAAACAAACUCCUUCAGGAUUCCAAUUCCAUCCUAAUUACCUAUCUUUUAUUUUCCCCCAAUUUACCCUUCUGCUUCUCCCUUUUAGUCUCUCUUUUUCCCCUUCCCCUUUCAAUCCUCACGCUUAUCGCUUUACCAGAUUAUAACAAAACACAAAAAAACUACAACAAGAGAGAGUAGGGAUUUCGUUUUCUCAUUUUUUUAUUCUGUGGAUAAAUUCCAUUCUAUUUUACGUCCUCUGAUUAUAUUCUACCUCUUCUAUUAGGGAGAUUAUUGUUAAUUGGGUUUUUCGCAAGAAACUCUGUGAGCUUUUUGGAGCGUUGUUUUAGUUUGCCAUCCGAAAUCGAGGGUUUUCUUGUUAGAUCUCUGCUAGUGCCACACUUUUUUUUUUUCUUUUUUUUAGUUUUCGUGUUUUUUUUUUCUUUUCUUCUUGUUCCGGUGUUGGUCUGUUUCUAAGAAGGAAAAGAAGAAAAAAAAUCUCCAGCCUUGAAAAUAAAAAAAACUAGGGUUUGUCGAUUUGUCUAGGGUUGUGUACAUAGAUAGGUAGAUAGAUACAUGCGAUGGCGUUGAAUUUCUCGCAUCGACCGAUUUUUUCUGAGGAUAAUUUGGUUUCGCCGAUGAGGAUGGGAAUUCCGGAGAAGAGUGGCGUUGAGAAUUGCUUUGAUUACGGAAGAGAUAGGGGGGGUGGGGGUGGUGCGAGUCAUGAUGACAUUCUCGAUCUUUUGCCUUCGGAUCCCUUCGGCAUGGACAUCAGCACCACCUUCACGGCCAUCACUGGGUGGCUCGAGGAUUUGGAGGUUGACUAUGGUGGGUACCGAAGGGAUGAGCUUGGGGCGAGUGAUGACAAUUACCAGCUUUUUGCUGGGUUGAAUUUCAUUUGGAACAAUGCUAUGAGGUUCCAUGCUUGUGUUGAGGAGAAUAGGGGGUUUGGGGAGUGUUGUUCUGUUAGGGGUGAUGGGGCUGCUGCAUCUAGCAAUUUUGGGUUUCGAUCUGCUGGUGAUGGUGACCUGUCGGGUUUGCCUGCUGCUGCUAAUGUGUCGGGUGAUGUUGAGACUGAGAGCGGGGAUGAUGGUGGGGAAGGGUGUGAGGAGCAAGCUCCUCACCUGGCCUUGAGUUUUUCUCUUGGCUAUCUGGGUUUGUCUGAUCUUCUUGCUGUUGAAAGAGCGUGCAAAUCGCUGCAUUCCACGGUUCGCGGUGACCCGCUCUUGUGGAGGACUAUCCAUGUGGAUCAGCCUUUGAAUGAGAGGAUCACUGAUGAUGUUCUUUUGCAAUUGACCAAUAGGGCUGAAGGUAAUCUUCAGUGCCUGAGCCUUGUCGAGUGUACCAGGAUCACUGAUGAUGGUUUGAAGCGGGUUCUUGAAGGCAAUCCCAAGUUAAUCAAGUUGAGUGUUCCUGGAUGUACAAGACUCAGUAUUGACGGCAUUGUGGGUAUUUUAAAAGCUUUCAACUCUGUGGAUACCCAAGGGGUGAAGCAUUUACACAUAGGCGGUCUUUAUGGUGUUACUCAGAAGCAUUUUGAAGAGCUGAAACACUUGUUGGGUGCUGAUAGCCAGCUGCGGCAGCACUCUCACAAACCACACUAUUAUCGCAGGGGAAACUUUUAUCUACCUUGUAAUGAUAAUCGAACCAUAGAUAUCGAAGUUUGCCCACGAUGUCAGAAUUUGAGGCUUGUUUAUGAUUGUCCAGCAGAGAGUUGUCAGAGGGUGGAACACACUACUCAGGUGUGUAGGGCAUGCACUCUAUGCAUACCCCGAUGUAGUCAAUGUGGCCGUUGCAUCAAUGACAGUGAGUAUGAGGAAACAUUUUGUUUGGAGUUGCUUUGCUCUUCUUGUUCUAAGCAGCUUGUCAAGUGUUCAGAAAGUACUGAUAGAAAGGUUGGGCCAGCUAAGUCAGUUGUUAUUCAUGAACAAAACUAGGCUUUUGUCAAAUAUCUUUUGGAUGUCUUUAUGAUGAAAAAUUCCCCUAUGAAGUGAUAUGAAUCGGUGGGUGCUGUUGGAGUUGUGUGGCAUUCUGUGUAUUUGGUCUCAGAGGUGUGAUGCAUGCGGUGGGGAUUUUCCUGCUGUAGGGAAGGUGGAAAAUGAUUUCAUUGUAACAUGCAGGAACCAAAUCGAUUACCAUGGUUAUUGAUCAUCUACUUGCAUGGUUGCAAUGGAUUUUUCAUUAUGUGGAACACGAUGGCUGCAGUUGGAGUGUUGAUUUGCAACGUUGAAUUCAGAUAUCAUUUGUGACGACUCUUGCAUAACCAGUUUGAACUCUGAUCUUUUAGACUUAUGGUUAUUUCAUUAUCUGCAUUGAUAAAUUCACUCUUGCCAGGUUGUGGUGUAUGCACCCUGUUUAUUUUUUGCCAUUCUUGGAGGAGAAAAAAAAUAAAAGUGGUAUUACGAUGUCUUUAAAUUUUUGCUUAUGUCUCUGUCAGCUUUAGCUUGUAUCAAGUGAAAUUCAUUUAUGGUGGACUUGGACCUUAAAAUGAAUACUAUUUAUUUUUUAUGUACUCGAGCAUUUUCGGAUUA